AUGGACAUUGCGAUACCUCCGGCCAAUUACUUAAGUGGUAUAUAUCCCCCAAGGGGCCAGGUAGAUAAGAUUUCUCUUAGUACUGCAUGCACCCCCUCGGAAAGAGAUCGGGGGCUAGCAAGAGUAUUGGAUUCCGUCGGCCAUAGGGUCCAAGCAUCUUGCGAGCUGAAUGUUAUCUCGACUGACGAUGGAGUAGAAGAAGCGAAGACAGCGACUAAAAAUGACACUCUCCUUGCCCAGGCACCCUCAUAUAUCCGCGCUAUCCUGGAUCCAGCGGAUACAACCUUUCCUCGGCUGGAAUGUCCCUUCUCGAAUGUGGGCCGCUACACUUACCUUAACGCCUCCUCCAACUCGGAUACCACCAGACUACCAAAGUACUUCUUCGCCCUCGACCUGCACCAAUGUGUGCAGCUACUCCCUCGCUUAAUUGGUUCUAUAGUGGAAGCAAUAAGAUUUCUUGGGCCAGAGAAUUGCGUGCUCUCGAUCGUCGAAGGACGAUCCGACGAUGGUACAUUCGAAGUCCUCAAGGAACUUCGUGGAGACAUCGAAGACCGGAUUGAAGCUCUUGCUCUGCUUCGGAACUUAGCUGUGAAGGACCUUGUCGAUAACCCGGCAAAUUAUUCCCAAGAUACAACAGUUAUUUUUUCGAACGAUAUUGCUAUGUGCAUGGAAGACAUUCUAGAGAUUGUCCACCAGCGGGCAAUUCAAGGCGCCGACAUGACCUGCGCUAUGGAUUGGACAUAUGUUAGUGAAAAUCCAACUUUCUAUGACGUGUGGAUCGCGCGUGGAAUGACAGGUGAUUCAUUCUUCCACAUCCCCGAAGACGGCAGUUGGGAUCUUGCAUGGAAUCUUUUCUGGAAUGACGAGAAAUCGCGCUCGCGAUUGAUGAACUUAAAGCCAUUCCAGGUGUUUUCAUGUUGGAAUGGGAUGACAGCAUUCACUGCGAAACCGCUCAUGGAGGGUCAAAUAAAGUUCCGAGACCAUUACCCAGAAGAAUGCUUUCAGGGAGAACCGAAUUUGUUCACAAAGGAUAUGUGGUAUUUCGGCUAUGGAAAGAUUGCCGUAAUACCCAGCGUCAAUGUGGAGUACAGCGAUAAGGCUGCAAAGAAAAUCAAGGCCUUGAAAGGGUACGCUUCAAGACAUGUCGCUAAAGAAGGAGACGACGCUAGGAUUGAAUGGGAGACUACGCCUCCAGCAAAAGUUAAAUGCAUGCCUGACUUCAAGCGCCAGGAAUUCGUUGCUUGGGAUGAAGGGUUGACACACUUUGGGCAAGAGAGUAAUUAUAUCACUCGGAGAUAA
This is a messenger RNA of Lindgomyces ingoldianus, 1299 nucleotides long. RefSeq lists its product as uncharacterized. The transcript is spliced from 3 exons. The coding region runs from base 1 to 1299 and encodes 432 amino acids. The record is from RefSeq and is a predicted model, not a curated record. Lineage: Eukaryota; Fungi; Ascomycota; Dothideomycetes; Pleosporales; Lindgomycetaceae.